Molecule: messenger RNA, 777 nt
Organism: Eruca vesicaria subsp. sativa (arugula)
Lineage: Eukaryota; Viridiplantae; Streptophyta; Magnoliopsida; Brassicales; Brassicaceae
Source: the annotation of a GenBank genome assembly
CUUAACCGGACAGAAACUACUUAACCGGGAAAAUGGCUGGAGGUCUCGGAAAAUGCAGCAAGAUUCGUCACAUUGUGACGCUGAGACAGUUGCUUAGACGGUGGAGAGACCAAGCACGGAUGUCUUCUUUCAGCCGAAGUGUCCCGUCUGAUGUACCGUCUGGACACGUGGCUGUCUACGUGGGGAGAAGCCGCAGAAGAUAUGUCGUGCGAGCAACGUAUCUUAACCAUCCUGUCCUAAGAAAUCUUCUGGUUCAAGCCGAGGAAGAGUUCGGUUUCGUGAACCAAGGCCCGUUGGUUUUCCCCUGUGAAGAGUCGGUUUUCGAGGAGUCUAUUCGGUUUAUAUCUUGUUCUGGUUCGACCCGGUCAAGAGGGUUUACAUGCACCGACGUUUUCAAGAAGAACUGCCACGUGGAGAUCAGAAACAUGCGUGAUCUAUGGAUUGAAUCUCGGCCUUUGCUUCACGGCGUCUCUGAGAAAGCAAUAUGGUGAUCAUCACGUACAAGAAAAUAGAAGCCAGUUUUGAAAUAAUGGUCAUUGACAUUUAUGUUUAUUUAUUGGUUUCUUGCUGAGUGAGGCGGCGAGUUUGAGCUGAGCCAGACGCGGUGGCGAAUACAAAAGAGGUGGCCGUGAAAGGUGGGUGAGUCUUUCUACCGAGUCGGUGUUGUGAGUGUUGGCUGUAUAUGCUCCAUUUUCAAUUAAAUUGUAAAUAUGAUUUUCUAACGAAUAUUAUGUAAAAUUCCAGCGCAUUGUUGUGUUAAUGAUCAUUAUUCUUAUA